Molecule: messenger RNA, 965 nt
Organism: Lampris incognitus (smalleye Pacific opah)
Lineage: Eukaryota; Metazoa; Chordata; Actinopteri; Lampriformes; Lampridae
Exons: 4
Coding region: 377-739 (120 amino acids)
Source: RefSeq, a predicted model, not a curated record
CAAUAAAUCUGGAGUUACUACAAGUAACUGGAGUAAUAUUCAUGUCUUUAAAAACCUCCUUAUGCAAGACAAACGUGGUAGCGUUUAGCCGAUGCGGUGUAUUUGCGUUGAACUUGUCGAAGUCCGUCGGCAACUGGUCGCUCUCUGGCGCAGCCUUUAAAAGCCAUAGCCGAAACACGGGCUAGCUUGAUGAACAACGGCACCGAUCGCAGGUUACGCACACAAAAAAAGUGACUUAACAAUUGGGUGUACUGUAGUAUUCGUUUCUAAUAAGUCUGACGGCUUGCCCGACCUGACUCCGCUGCCUGCCCGACCUGACUCCGCUGCCUGCCCGCCUUUCCUGUAAAUCCUCCAGAGAUGCUGCGGUACCCGAGUGAUGUCCUCUCAGACGGAAACCAUGGUGGUGCUGCCCAUCUGGGGGCUCUCGCUUCCCCUCCCCGCAGUGCUCAUCAUUACAGUGGGUCUUUACAUGGUCGUCGUCGCAAUGGCGCUGUGGUUUCGGCAUUGCCUCAAGGACCAGUGCUCUUUCAUGUGGGGAGAAUGCUGUCCAAACAUUUCCCCAUGUGAACAAUGCUUCGCAUGGGCUGAAUCGUGUGAUUGUCGCCCACCGUCCCUCCGCUCAUGUCUGGACCAGACAUGCCCUUCUCCCUCUUGUGCUGGAUGGGACUGUGCUUGUACCUGCCAGCCUCCUGAGUGUGAAUCCUGCAACUGCCUCUGCUUUGAGAUCAAGAUUAGGUAGCAGAAAAAUUAUGGCUGCUGCAGAAGCCUGUACUGUGAUUUUCUCCUGGCUGUGUUUAUGUAUGAGUUUUUCAUUUGGGUAGCCAAUACAAGUUGUCUGGACAAGGAACGUUUUGGCUUGCAACUUUUUUGUUGAAGGAAACCAUCUUAAAAACUGCUAUUUUAUAAAGACACAAGUGUUGCUUGAAUCAGAUGACUUCCUCAUUUUUUAAUUUUAAUAUGCUGUG